Molecule: messenger RNA, 598 nt
Organism: Brassica oleracea var. oleracea
Lineage: Eukaryota; Viridiplantae; Streptophyta; Magnoliopsida; Brassicales; Brassicaceae
Exons: 3
Coding region: 90-500 (136 amino acids)
Source: RefSeq, a predicted model, not a curated record
ACCCAAGAAGAAAAGAAAGAUAUUAUCGCUCAGCUCGAAGCCUACGGUUCCACCGUUCCUCCACUGCAGCAGCGGCGGCUUCGUAUACGAUGAGUGGUGACUCUGUUCCUCCUCCUCCUCAGCCUCCGAAGGAAUCAUUCGCUCGACGGUACAAAUAUGUCUGGCCUCUUCUCCUCACCGUUAAUCUCGCCGUCGGAGGCUACCUUUUCUUGACGCCUAAGAAAAAGGUUAUCGAUUCUUCAAGUGAAGAGAUUGCUGGUAAAUCAGGUUCAGCUUCUGUUACCGUGGAAAAGCCUGCGCCUUCUGCAGUGGUUGCAGAGCCAGUGGUGGUCAAGGCACGUGAGCCUAUACCGGAGAUGCAACAACGUGAGCUCUUCAAAUGGAUCUUGGAGGAGAAAAGAAAAGUGAAACCGAGAAAUGCGGAAGAUAAGAAAAAGAUUGAUGCAGAAAAAGCCAUUCUGAAACAAUUCAUUGGAUCCAAAACCAUUCCUACUCUAUGAUUGUAUUUUUCAGUUUCUGUGUUUGAUUUGGUUUCAGUUUUUUUUUUUCUCUGUUCAAAGAUUUGGUUUAAGUUUUUAUUCUUGUGUAUAUCAUCAUA